AUGACCGCCGAAGGCCAAUAUCCCGAGGAUAGCGACGUCUCUGGAUACACCAAGGUGUGGUCCACGCUCAUUACAAAUACGAAGUACCUUGAAGGGUUGUUGACUUUGAAUUUUUCGCUGAAAAAGGCUGGUUCAAAGUAUCCUCUGGUUGCUCUUUAUACCAAGCAACUGGAUCCCAAUUCAGUCAAGGCAAUUUGCAAACGGGGGAUUAGUGUUAUCCAGAUUGACCCAUUGAUCCCCACCAAGUCGAAGCAGUUUGGACACGACUCCAGGUUCUACGACACUUGGUCCAAGCUACAGCCGUUCAAAUUGGUGCAGUUUGAAAGAGUCAUCCAAUUGGACUCUGACAUGGUUGUUAUUCGCAACAUGGACGAGCUGAUGGAUUUCGAUUUGGCACCGCAUAUUGCCUUUGCGGCUGCCGCAGCGUGUGUGUGCAAUCCCCUUAAACUAGACCACUAUCCGGGCAAUUGGGUGCCUAAAAAUUGCUCGUUUACCAAUUACCACGCCAAGUUGGCUUCUACGGUCGGCCACGACCACCAGGAUCACCACAUCAGGGGCCCCGCUGCCCACUUGGGGCUCGGACUCUGCAAUGGAGGCCUGCUCAUUGUAAGACCAGACACCCAGAAUUAUGCUACCAUCCUAGAAACGCUCUCCAAGCCGGAGAAAACCGCUUCGUACGAUUUCCCCGACCAGGAGCUUCUAGCAGACGUGUUCAGGAACCGCUGGGUUGCUCUCUCUUAUAAAUACAACUGUCUCAAGACACUAAAGAAGUGUCAUUCCGAUAUCUGGAACAUGGAUGAAAUUAAAAACAUCCAUUAUAUCAUCACUCCAAAACCGUGGGAAGUUUCCAGAGAAUCUUUCCAUGACGAAACAGACACGUUUGAGUUCUGGUGGGCAACGAAUGACGAGCGUCUGGAGGCAGAAAAAUUGGACAAUAUCUAA
This is a messenger RNA of Ogataea philodendri, 942 nucleotides long. RefSeq lists its product as uncharacterized. Lineage: Eukaryota; Fungi; Ascomycota; Pichiomycetes; Pichiales; Pichiaceae. Gene Ontology annotation, molecular function: glycosyltransferase activity. Bases 1 to 942 code for a protein of 313 amino acids. The record is from RefSeq and is a predicted model, not a curated record. The transcript has a single exon.